Molecule: messenger RNA, 1964 nt
Organism: Somion occarium
Lineage: Eukaryota; Fungi; Basidiomycota; Agaricomycetes; Polyporales; Cerrenaceae
Source: the annotation of a GenBank genome assembly
GGGGAACGGAAGUAAACGCAAGCGGCCAAUCACAGGGCCCGAAAUUCGGUUCUGCUUGAGCCCGAACUAUUGCCCGAUGAUGAGUUAACCGCCCAUGUGAUAAUAACGUCCAGCUUAUAGCCUGCUCUCCAUUUCAUCUCCCCACCUUCCUCUCCAAAUUCUCUCGGUUUCGCUGAACAUAUUUUAAACAUGGCCACGAAACAGUUGAAGGAGUUUACUCGAGAGGAGGUUGCACAGCAUAACAAACCGGACGAUUUGUGGAUUAUCAUCGACGCGAAAGUGUAUGAUGUCACGCGGUUCAAGAACAUGCAUCCGGGAGGUGCAUUUGUUUUCUUAGACGAGGAGCUCAUGGGUCAGGAUGCUACCGAGACGUUCUACGGCCUUCACCGACACGAGGUGCUCGAGAAGCCACAGUUUAUCCGUCUUGUCGUCGGAACUAUCAAGGACGAGAAGCCUCAGAUUGUCGGACGUGUCCCUGGCGCCUUGAGCAAGGUGCCUUACGCCGAGCCGACGUGGUUGUCGGAAGGUUAUCACAGUCCUUACUUCACUGAGAGCCACAAACGCUUCCAAAAGGUUGUCCGUAAAUUCGUUGAUGAGGUUGUCUUCCCUGAUGCAAUGGCGAGAGAGGAAGAUGGAAAGCGACCUAGCUUGAGUGUUAUUGAAAAGAUGGCAGAGCUCAAUAUUCAUGCGAUGCGUAUGGGCCCCGGAAAGCACCUCAAGGGCCUCAAACUCAUGAAUGGCCUUAUUACUCCCGAAGAAUUCGACUACUUCCACGAGCUCAUCAUCAAUCAAGAAUUCGCCCGUCACGGUCAACGUGGGUAUGGCGACGGACUCAACGCUGGUGGUAUCAUUGGUCUCCCGCCCGUUAUGAACUUCGGUUCGCCCGAGAUUCGAGACAAGGUGGUGCCGGAAGUGUUUUCAGGGAAGAAAUUCAUCUGUUUAGCUAUUUCGGAAGCCUUUGCGGGGAGUGAUGUUCAGGGACUAAAGACAUAUGCGAAGAAGACUGAGGAUGGCAAGUUCUGGAUCGUCAAUGGAACGAAGAAAUGGAUCACGAAUGGAACGUUCUGCGACUACUUCACAGUAGGUUGCAGGACAGAUGACGGCUUCACUGUCAUUCUCGUCGAACGUGGCGAAGGCGUCGAGACAAAGCCCAUCAAAACUGCAUACUCUCCAACUGCAGGAACUUCCUACAUCACGUUUGAAAACGUCAAGGUGCCGGUGGAGAAUACCCUCGGACCGGAAGGUGGAGGAAUCUUCGUCAUGUUGAGUAACUUCAACCAUGAGCGGUGGAUGAUCUGUUGUUCGGCUGUACUGGCGCAAAGGCUUUGUGUUGAAGAGUGUCUCAAGUGGACGAAUCAAAGAAAAGCAUUCGGCAAACCUUUGAAUUCUCAAGCAGUCGUCCGUAGCAAGAUUGCUGGAAUGAUUGCCCGUUUGGAAAGUGGUCAGGCGUGGUUGGAGAACAUCACUCACCAGAUGAACAACAUGUCGUACAAAGAACAAUCCAAAUACCUCGCUGGCCCUAUUGGUCUCCUGAAGAUGUACCUCACUAGGUCAGGCCAAGAUACCGCCCGGGAUGCAGUGCAGAUCUUCGGUGGUCGUGGUAUCACCAGGACGGGCAUGGGCAAGUACAUCGAACAUUACCACCGUGCCGCUCCCUUCGAUGCCAUCCUCGGAGGAGCUGAAGACGUCCUGGGAGAUCUUGGCGUCCGUCAAGCUAUCCGAAACAUGCCCAAGAACGCUCGACUAUAAGUUGAUUUAAAGUCAAUUGUCCUGCUACCCUAGGUCCUACUUGUUAUAUUCAACUAAGACUGCUGGGACGAUCGGUUAUUGAUCGAAGGUUCGGAAGGGUGAAUUACACUACUAUCCUUGUUGUAUCGUUAUUGUAUGUUUAUCUGUGUAAUGUGCAUGGGGCUUGUAUACCAUGGAUGCAAUACAAUAACAUUGUAUGCAGCAUCUCCAGGCCA